This is a messenger RNA of Notolabrus celidotus (New Zealand spotty), 5608 nucleotides long. It is a transcript of the gene sycp2, whose product is annotated as synaptonemal complex protein 2. The transcript is spliced from 45 exons. Lineage: Eukaryota; Metazoa; Chordata; Actinopteri; Labriformes; Labridae. The coding region runs from base 307 to 5271 and encodes 1654 amino acids. The record is from RefSeq and is a predicted model, not a curated record.
GCAUGCGUGACAAAUUCAGAGACUUCGCGCGGUUUGCACUGAACAAACAACAACGGCAACAACUGUCAAACUACUGAUAUUACAUCAAGAUUUGACAUCUGAUUUCACAAUUGUGAAGUUACCUCAACGUGUGGACUUGGAUGGGCUGGCAAACCAUUACCUCAACGCUGUUCUUCGUACUUGUGGACAAAGUUAGUGCAUGUCCAAUCAGCGGUAAGGUUGGCAGGAUCAUUUCUGCACUUUCACUCAGUGGUUCUGAAGACGGCAGAGGAUAAGUGGCAGUAAAGCUGUUCCCCUGGAGGAAGUAUGGCACCGGGCCAGAGCGCACAGCUGGAGAAGGUCAUCGAGGAGGUGUUAAAGAGCGGGGAUGUCCAAGCUCUGGAUGUCUUCUUGCAAAGAGAUGCGAAUGAAGGGACCUCCUUAAAAUGUUCCGGGCAGUUUCUCAACAAGUUAGAUAAACUUGUAAGCAGGAGUUUGGAUCAAAAAAACUCAAAAGCAGCCAGCUCAUGUUUUGGUGUGCUCUGCAAGUGUGUGAAAAACCUAAAACUACCUGGUGGUUGUCAGGGGCUGUCGGGACUUAUUGCUCAAGGCCUGAUAAAAAAGAUGGUGCAGUGGUUUGAGAAAUGCAAGCAACUGUGGAUCCAGUGUGGACCUCAAUGGAACGAGACCUUGUUUAACCUUUCGGAGGACUUCUUUGAUGCCUUAAGGGUGGUCCAUGAAGUAGGCAAAGAUGGAACAUACCAAAUCACAGAGUCCUUCCUGUAUCCUGUUGGUCAGCUGGCUGUAGACCCCAGAAUCUACAUCCUGAUCCAAAAGGAGGCAAUUCGUAAGUUCAACCUCAUUUUGGACAAAAUCCCUGCGGAGAUGAAGAAACAGAGGAAGAUCCUUCCAUCCCAGGAAGCCUCAGAUGUCCUGGUCAAGAUUGCUGGUCAGAUAUUGGAGGGUGGAGAUUACGACUACCAGACAGCCCUGAUGGAAGCAUUGUGCCGAAUGGCCUCUCCUGAGCAGAGGAAGGAACUGUCAGAUCGAUGGUUCAGCAUGGAGCAUGUGGCCAGGGCCUUUAUCAAGAUCAGUGAUUCAGAAUUUGAGAUGGAUUGUCGCAAGUUUCUGAACUUGGUGAACGGGAUGCAUGGAGACAAGAGAAGAGUGUUUUCCUACCCUUGUUUGGAGGCUUAUCUGGACAAGUACGAGCUCCUGAUGCCCUCAGACGACAAACUGGAGGAAUUCUGGAUCGACUUCAACCUGAGCAGCCACAGCAUCUCCUUCUAUUUCUCUCUGGCUGAUGAAGAUGCACAGGAGGGCCAGUGGGAAACAAUAUGCAUCAAUGAGAAUGAAGUCCAAAGUUACACCCUGAAAGAGGAAGGCAAGAGAAAAGUUUUGCAGUUGAAGCUGUCAGAAGUGGUGGUUGUGGGUGCAGUGGAAGGAUCAAGUCUUGCCAUUCAGUUCAGCUCCUCCCUGGACAUCCUACAGGCUGCUCAGAGUGUCUUCGGACACAGCAAAAACUAUAGUUUUGUGAAGAAGACAGGCACAUCUGUAGGGAAGACUACAGUUAAAAUCAUAAUGGAAGAUAACAGCUCUCAGGUGGUUCCAGAGAGUCAGGUGUCCCUUGGUGAAAGUGGGAAAAACACUAUUCCAUACCUUCUACCUACCCCGUCUGCAGCUGUACACAUUUUGACCCCGGCCAGGAUGAGGAUUUCAGAGUCUUCCACCUUCAUUAGUGGCUGCUCAGGAGGAAAUGUUCGAGGUGCCAGCUCACUUUCUGCUGUUAUGCCAUCAAACACUCCAGUCAGAGGUAAAGGGAAGCCAUCUCUGGAGAUGGUUCAUACAAGUGGAAGGCAGGGUGAUUUGAAGCUGGGGGAGCUCAGGACGAGUGCAAAGACUGGCGGUCAUGGCACAACACCCAACAGCUUACUAGCAGGUGGCAUGAAAGAGCAGAACAUGGAUACCAAAGCAGCAGACAUGGUUGUGGCUGGACAGGCAGAAGAACACUCUCUUAAGCAAGCUUUUGUUCCUGAUACCCAACACAUAACUGGGAGUAAAAUAUCUUCUCACUGGAAAAAACUGUCAGUUUCUGAAAUACUGAUUAUGCCAACACAGAAAAUCAAUUAUCUGCCAAGAGCUGAGCCUUCAAGUUCUGAACAUCAGAAGGAGCGUCUCUCCUCAGCACAGAGAAUGUCAGAUCCGGUUCACAGCCUAAUCAACCAAAAGAAACUCCACAGCGAACUCACCCAGCGCCUGCAGCAGGUCCUCAAUGAGAGGAACCAAGACCAAGCACAUCAGGAGUCAGCUGCACCACAAAGAAAAGUGUCAGAUACCAGAGAAGACCUUAAAGGAAGGAGCUCUGUCGACCAAAGUGCUUCCAAAGAGCAGAGUGUCAAGAGGAUUGGCGCAGCUGAACAAAAGAAGAAACGGCAGAAGUCUCUGGAGAAAGAUGCUGCUGCAGUCAAAGCUCCAGCUAAGGCCUCAACAAGCAAAGUACUUCAGGAGAAAAUACCACUCAGUGUUCAGGCUGAAACUAACAAGGCCCUUUCAAAGAAAGAGAGGAGAGACGCUGCAGUCGCAGGCAGCAUGGUGAAAUUCAUCUCAAGUCAUUAUGAGAAUAAGACCGUCCAACAUAAGUCCAAAGCAAAAGACUCUGCAGGAGCUGUCCCUCAGAGCUCUAUUCCUCCUCAUUUCCUCAACAGGCCGGUCUUUAGUAGGGGCUGGUUGUCAACUGCUACAAGAAAAGAAACUGGAGCUUUCACAAAAUCCUUCAGCAAAACCCCAAAAAGCAUCACAGAGCAGAGAGAAGACAUAUAUGCAUUCAGCACUGAUGAACCAUUGAAUAUUGGGGGAAAGGACAAAACCUUCAUUAGCACUUCUGCCAUAUCGAGCAGCAUCAAUGACUCCUCAACACUCUGCAGGACAACAAACAAAGAACAGCAAGUGGCAAAAGAGAAGCGGCAUGUCAAGAAGCAUCUGUUUAGUGACACGGACACAGACUACAUGACGGAGGUUAGCUGGCUGAGGGAGUCGAACAGGAAACCCAAGCCCCAAGUUAUGAAAUACCCUAGGCAGGCAAACGUGAAGCCUAAAGCUAUGUCUCCCCAUGCUUCAUAUGAAUCCCCAAAUUCACCAUCACCAGUGCAGAAACCUGUAAAAGACAAUGCAAACCCCACUAAGAAGAAGCCUGCCAUAAAGGAGAGAGUGGAGCAGCCAAAGAAGACACUGAAGCCGGCAGCAGCGCCCAGAAGACCACAAGCAGCGGUCAGGAGGCCCAAGAGAGCUGCAGCCACAUCUGCCAAGAGUUACAGGGUGCCUGACACUGAUGACAGCUAUUUUGAGUCAGAGGAGCCUCCUGCUGCAAAGGCAAAAGACUUCCCUCAGAGGAAGUCAGCAGGGUGGGGAAAUAAAGCUUGCCCAGAGGUGCCAGUGAUGAAGAAGAGGAGAGAAACUUCUGAGAAAUUAAUGGCCACUUCCAAGAGGCCAGAAGGCAACAAGCAGUCACAUCGGCAAAAGCUCUCUGGGUUAAAGCAGCAGAGGCCUGAAAUGGUUCUUUCGGAAACUUCCAAGUUAAAUAAGAAAACUGUUGCCCUUGUUGAAGAACAGAUGAGCCUAUUGAAGGAUUCCUGGGCAGCCUGCCAGACCUCUUUUUGUCUGUCCCCUCCUUUUCCAGAGGGAAUGAGAUCUGCCGAGAGGUCAGCCCCAACCUUGGGUUUGACCUGCUCCCCUCUCCUCACCCCGCGGGGAUCCCCACUCCCUGCCUCCCCUGACCCUCCCUGCCUGGACACCCCCUCUCCAAUCCUGCUGUUACCCAAACCUUGCUCUACAGUCAGCAGUAAAGGGAACCUCAAGCCCUCCUCUAUCUACCGUUUAGAGAAGAAGCCCUCAUCCAAGACUGCAUCCAUUCGGUCCAUCGGCUCUGUCCCUUUACUGACCCCCCGAGGUCAAACCCCAGCACUUGGUUAUCCUAUUGGACCAAAGGGAAAUGAGAUAUGGCGGAUCAAGCAGCAGCAUCCUCCAUCACUGCCUCAGAGUCCUCUGCUUCCUUCUCCUCAGCCCCUGUUGACCUCCACACUCUUGGAGCAGGACAAACCAGCCAUGCCCUCUCCGUCUCAGUCUCCAUUCCCUGAAGACACUGCCAACCACGGCUGUCAUUUUAGUUUAAGUAAAGUGUCUUCAGUAUCACUGAGCCAGUCAUCCACCAAGUCAUCCACCAAGUCAUCCACCAAGUCAUCAGUAUACAUUAGAAGAAUUCAGAGCAGCCCAACUUCUGCCUUUGCUGUGUCUUAUAAGAAAGAGAAAACUCCAUCUUCAGAGAGGGCGCUACAGUCUGCAGAGCUUCAUGUCUCAGGACCCAGUCGAAAGCGGCACAUCUCUUUUUCAAGUAAUUCCGAUGAGGAGGAGGAGGAGGAGGAGGAGGAGGAGGAGGAGGAGGAGGAAGAGCCCAUUAAAAGCAAGAGGAGAGGGCAGCUUUCUCCCCGGAUGAAACCAAGGAAGUUAUUCAAGUCCUAUACUGAGAUUUCUGUUGAGAGUGAGGUGAGCCAAGUGAUGACUCCUUCCCACACGAUGAGCUCCAGUCACGGGGAUGCAGAGACAGUAGAUGGAGACGUGGACUUGGAGGAGGAUUUGGAGUUGCCGAAAACAUCUGAUAACCCGAGUAACCUGUGCCAGCAAUUCAGCACCAAGCUAAAGAAGAAGUUUGAGACCCGACAAAAUAUGGUUGAGGUGUACAACAGGCAGUCUUUGAAGACCGUCCAGCAACAUAUCUCAUCCCUCAACACACAAGUGACCAAAUCCAGGACUGAGAGGCUCGAACAAGUUCGGACUGCCCUCGUGAAAGAGAUCCACAGCUUGGAGCAAGAAGAAACUCUGCUGAAAACUAUGGAGAAAGACCUGACUAUAUACUGGAAAAAGCAGAUCACUUCGUUCUGUUCUUUCCAUGAGCGGGACACCCGGAGGAACGAGACCCUAGCACAAGCCCUUCAGACAAACGUGCGUCCCAGCUUGGAGUAUGAGGAGAGAAUAUUCACAACCCAGAUGUGCCUGAUUAGAAAAGACAUGAAGUCAGUUCAGGACAGACUCCUCAGUCAGAUGGUGAGCAGACAUGACACAGCAAGAGGGCGAGAUCCAGAGUGUGAAGAGAGGCCUGCAUGCUUUGUUUUUCCCCUAAUGGAGCCAGGUUUGAGAUCUGGUCUCUACACUAGAAACAAGGGUGUGUAUUUUACAAAAUAUUACACACACUGCUGUGUACUUCCUCUGUGCUCAUUUCAUUUUAAUGUGUUUGCCUGAAGUAUUUGUUUUUCCAGGCUCUGUUUUGAUGGAGUUUGGAUGUUUGACUUAUUCUGACCUCGAUGUGUUAAUGCUUUAUGUUUUUAGAAAUGUUGUUUAAUAAACAAAAUGGAUAAAUUCUGUCAUUUAGAGAAAACAUGCUAUUCCCUGUCUGUAACUUGAUUGGCUCUGGUAUUUUUAAUGGAAAUGUUUGAUUAGUUCUAGGUUAAUGUAGGUGUUAAUGGAAGUUAGAUUAGUUAUGAUAAAUGGAUAACUUCAUAUGACAAAUGUUAAAUCUCUUUGUUUUCAACACGUAUUGAAACUGAUUCUUCAUUGAAAUAAAAAAUUGAGACAAGCA